Cavenderia fasciculata is the source of this 1473-nucleotide messenger RNA. RefSeq lists its product as uncharacterized. Bases 1 to 1473 code for a protein of 490 amino acids. The transcript is spliced from 4 exons. Lineage: Eukaryota; Evosea; Eumycetozoa; Acytosteliales; Cavenderiaceae. Gene Ontology annotation, molecular function: nucleic acid binding. The record is from RefSeq and is a predicted model, not a curated record.
AUGCAAUUAUUCUCAGACUCAAUAGCUAAUAAUGAAGUCGAUUUUGGUGACAAUGAAACUACGACUACCUCUACUUCUACUACUACUGCUACUGCUGCAUCUUUUGAAGAUGUAGAUCAAGAAGUUGAUGAAAUUUAUAAUAGACUAUUUGGCAAAUCUGAAACAAAUACAAAUGUUUCAAAGAUUAGUUUAAAACAAGAAGGAGGAGGAGAAUCAGUAUCAUCAUCAUCAAAAACAGAGACAUCAAAGAACUUUAAUUUAGAUAAAUUCUUUGAGAAUUUGAAUAAUCCAAAGACAACACAACAAUUAUUUGCAGGUGUUGACAAGAAGAAACAAAGAGUAACAAAAAGAGAAAAAGAAGAAGAAUAUGAUGAUGAGGAUCAAGAAGAAGAAGAAGUGGAACAAACUAAAUAUUAUAUACCAAAAGGAGGAAACAAAUCAAGAGAUAUAUUGGGAUCAGAUCAAAGAUAUAGUUUAAAAAUCUAUCAACAAACAUUGACAAAGCAAAUAAGAGCAACACAAGAUGCAAUCAUGUCUGGUACACAGUCGGAACAAGACACUUAUCAUGCCAACUUUUUAAUUGAAAAUAUUCCCGAUGACUACAAGGACAAUGAUUUGGAACAUUUGAUCAUCGAGAAUAUCAACAAGCCACUCAAGAGUCUUCAUUUUGAACGUGUACGUGACACUGCUUCCAGAUCACAACAUUCAGCCGUCUUUGUAGCUGCUGAAUAUUAUCGUGAUGAAGAAGCUGCCAGACGUUUGGAAAAGCAACAAGAAAAAUUACUCGAAAAAAGAUUGACUGCCAAUGACCAAUCGGUAGAAUCAAACAUUGAUAGUAUCGUAGCUGAAUUGUCAGUAGCUCCAACCCUCGACGACGGUCAUGGAAACAUAAUCUCUUAUGGUGCAGUCCCUUCAAAACUUUCACUCAAACCAAUCAAAAAAUCAAAUUCACCAGAUACUGUUUAUAAAAGAUUUGAUACUUUUGGUUUUACUAUUGAUGGACAAAGAUAUAAAGUAAUUGAAUCAAACAAAUUAAAAUCAAUUAAAAUAUUUAAUAUACCAAGAUAUAUGAAUCAAGAAGAUGUAUAUGCAAUUUUGAAUGAUCAUUUUAGUAAUGGUAUUGCUAGAAACUUUACAAUCAAUCUUCCAAAACCAAGAACCAAUUCUCAUCAACCAGAGACCGAUGAAAACAAUGGAAAGUGUGUUGUUACGUUUGCAUCUCACAUGGAUGCUGUCAAUGCCUAUCAACAAAUACCUCAAUUACACUUUGGCGAUCAUCAAAGAGCUCAUUGUCAAUGGAGUAGAUUUAUUCAAGGUGACAACUCUCCCCAAUCACUUUUGGCAACUAAAAUGUCAAGAUCCAAAAAUAGACUAGUUGCUGAAUUAUCACUCAUGAGAAAGGUUUUAGAUUUAUCAAGUCGUGUAAAAGAACAAGAAGAAGAAUCUAACAGUAAUAAUAAUAAUAAAAAUUAA